Messenger RNA from Musca domestica (house fly), 6396 nucleotides. RefSeq names its product serine-rich adhesin for platelets-like. The record is from RefSeq and is a predicted model, not a curated record. Lineage: Eukaryota; Metazoa; Arthropoda; Insecta; Diptera; Muscidae. Bases 1 to 6396 code for a protein of 2131 amino acids. The transcript is spliced from 7 exons.
AUGACAGCACAGCAGCAACAAAACCUUGAAGAUGAAGGCCACUGUCUAUCCAAUUUGUCAACGGAAAAUGAGCAACAGCUGCAGGCUACCACCACAAAGUCAUUGCAGCAGCAGCAGCAACAAGAACCGCUACAACAACAACAACAGCAACAAGAUGAGCAGCAAUCUUCACGUGAUAACACCAUGAAUUUACAUGAAGCCAACAAAGACGACGACGAGCAACAAAUGUCCAAAACGGAAAUGAAGACAUCACCCACAGUUAGGCAACACCAUGAAAUCCAUGGUUCACAGGAAAAACAACAGCAGCUAAGAGUUCCAAUGGAUGAUGGCAACACCACCACUACCACAACAACACCAACAACAGCUAUGAAUCAGAAUAAAAACAACUCCACGAACAACUCUUCUUCCCCAACCCAAGAAGCAUUGGCAGACAAUGUCAAUGGUCCAAUGGCCACAACGCCUGCUUCGAAAUCCGCCUCCUCCAUCACCACCACCACCACCACACUCAGGGUUGAGGCAACAAGCAGCUCAAAACUCAAGGUCAACAAACAGCAACAAUCACAGUAUGCCAUAAAACAACAGGAAACAGAGACAAUGGAUAAAUCCAAGGACAAAGAGGAGCAACGCAACAAAGAUAAACAUCAGCAUCAGCAGCAGUCAUCGGGAGGCAGUAAACACUCCAGCAACAACAAGCUCUCUGCCGAGGGUCAAUCCCAGCAACAUGGCGGCGAUGAGAGAAGAGAACAUCGUCGCAACAGCAUGGCCAGUCAACGUGCCAUGGAAGAGGAAAUCAGCAAAAUGCAUGGCAGCAGCCCUGCUGGAGCUUAUGGGACCAGCCAACAAAAGUCCAGCAAAAAACAUCAUCGCCAACAACGGCGCUCACCAACAACCCACCACAGUUCCCAGCAUCAGCAGCAGCAGACGCAGCAACAUAAAACCUCCUCUCCCAUGUCAACUGCACCUCUCUCGAACUUAAGUUGCGAUACAUGUUGCCAACUGGAAUGGGAACAGCAGCAGCAGCAGCAACACUCCGGCAAAGACUAUCUGCAACUGCACACGGCCGUAACGUCGGCGUGCGCCUCAACAGCGUCGCCACAGACCCUCAAGCCGCCCACUCUACACAUCGGCCUGGCUGGCCAGCCGCCAACACGUGCUGGCAAACGUAAAACCAGCACAAGUGGCAGUAGUAAUAGCAAAGAAAGAGCGACCAAAACAAAACCCGAAAUAAAAACAAAAAUCAUCUACACCAACGAGACGGUGACGGAGAGCGAGAACAUGACUACGACAACAAUAACGACCACAACCACCCGGGAGACGGGUUUUGGUAGGACGACAACAACAAAAAAAGCUGCCAUUACAACGGCGAAAAAAGAGCGUGACAUCGCAUGCUCAGAUGAAAUGAAAUCCAAACAACAAGCCCCCGCACAUGGGGGCCAACAGUUGAUGGUACCGGUCGGCGGGGCUGGGGAAAUGACAAAACGUGACACACGCAAAGAGGAAAAACGCAAAUUGAAAGAAAGUAAAUUUAGGGAAGAAUUGGAAAAGGCAUUGGAAAAUGUCCAGCUGGAGGAGAGGAGGGAAGAAGCUGAGCAUAAACAGGACAAUUUUGAAAGAAAUGAUAUUUUACAGGAAAUCAAAGAAAUUUCCCAAGCCAUAACGGCACUGCAGCAUGAGGCCGAAGCUGUGGAUGGUAACAAAGAUUCGAAACAUGAUGAGCAGCAACAUGUUGCUGAAACCAAAGUGGAUGGUAUUUCGGAUGCUGCUGCUGCUGCGGCGGCCGACGAAGCUGGACCACAAGAGAAAGAUGGUGAUGCCAACGAUGGUGCUGCGGAAGCAGUUACUACUGCUGCUGCUGAAACUUUAAGUAAACAAACCAUUGACAAUGCGUUGACAGAGAAGUCAGCCGAAGAUGAAGCUGAGCCAGAUACUGAAGCCUCAACAACAACAUCAACACUAAGGCAAAGCAACAAUGCCACCAACACCAAGGGGGAAGAUAAUGUGGCUACUUCUGCUGUUGCUGCCGCCGACGAACUGCAGUCGCCCACAACGUCAACGCUCACGACAACCACUGCCAUGGCCAACACUACCAACAUCAGUUGUAAUUCGGAGUUUGCAGGUGUCACAACACCAGUCUCGCAACAGAACAGUUCUUCGCCAAAAAUCCCACUAAUAACUACAUGCCACACAACAACAAUACACGAAACUGAAGCAACAACAACAACUACUACUACUACUUCCAGUACAUCUCGACGUCCAACAUUACAACGUCAAGAUUAUUCUUGCCUCGAUUCCAGUGAAGCACAAUCGGACGAUAGUCAUCUAACACGAGAGUCAAUUACACGCGAAUCACAAAACGAUGAACUAUCCUCUUCGACAUUGGAUAAAAUUGAUGUGAGUACCCUACCGUUGCCGGCAUUGCCACCGAAGAAGCGACGCACCAAACUCAGAGCCAGUCCAUCCAAACAUCACAAUCGCCGUUAUGGCAGUCCUCAACACCACCAAACGCCGCACGCACACUCAGAGCUAAGAGACUGUCACAGCCCUAGCGAAAAGUCAACAGCCGGGUCGGCGGCGACGAAAAGCAACGAAGAUUACCAACAUCUGUCGGCCUUUCAGAAAUACGUUGCCAAGCGUCGCGAAAGCCUGGAAGCAUCCUCGCGCAGUUUCAACGAGAAACUGGAGGCGCGUAGAAUGCAUUACCACAUGGGUGGCAGUGGCGGUGGUGGAUCCAGUGCUUCGACCUCAAGUGGUGCCGGUUUACACAUGCCUACCUAUUUGUUUGGGGAACAUUACUAUGGGGGUUCGGGCUCCCGCCAAGCGGUGGCACCUGCCAACAAGGAAGAGAUUUAUUUGAACAAAUCUGGUUGGGUACAGGUCAAUACGAAACGCAGCAAUGAUGAAAAUCGUGGCUACCGCCGUUCCAAUUAUGGCCAUCAAAAUGGCGAUUUGCGCAAUACCAUACGGGUGAUACAGAUCGAUAAUACCAGACGUUCCGACAUGACACGGCAGGCAUUGCUGCAGCAUCAACAUGCCAUUGUGGAACCACCGAAGUUUGUCAGCAGCAAAGUGGAGGAGUUGAUACAGCGCAAUGAGGCGCGACUGGGAGCCAGCAAUGGCAAGCGAGAUUCAGCUUUAAGGCCCGGCUAUCGGAUUGUGGAUCCGCAAAUAGCCAGUAUACUCAAUGAACGUCCUGGUUUCUUGCCUGUGAAAAAUCUCAAUGAUCACGAAUCCCCGCCUCCCAUAACUCCCAUUCUCUCACCACCACCUGCCUUUCAAGAUAGUAGCAUCAAAGCCAAGUCUUUCGAUCGCCGAAGAACCAUUGCCAGUCGCCCCAGUCCCCAACCCCAGCCGAUUGUCAGCAACUGCAAUCUGCAGGCCGGACCCAACAACAAGGGUAUGGUCUUUUCGCGCAGUUUUGAGUAUGACAAUCGCAGGCCCACACCCACGGACACCUAUGUGGAGACAUUCUCGCGCAGCUUUGAUGGCAAUCUAACGGAGAGGCCUGUCAAGCCCGUACCCAUGCCCCGAGAUAGAUCGCCCAAUUUCAGUACACUAACGGGAAAUUCACCAAACUAUUUGAGUAAAAAAGACUCGGGUGGUGGUAGUAGUGGUAGCCUAAGAUCACGUGACUCUUCACCCAAAUAUCAAUCACCAGCCGCAUCCAUAUCGUCAUCGCAAUCGCCACAGACCCAAAAGACCACAGCCUAUCUGAAUACUUCGGUAAAAGAAGCUCCUCCCUCGUAUAGUGUGGCCAGUGGCCAUAGUACAUCACCGGUGGCCAAUCGCUACUCACCACGCUCCCAGCAUCAUGAGCGGUCGUCGUUUGAACGCUCGAAAAGUCACAAUGUUAUGGGACGUUCAAGAAAGUCGCAGUUCAGUCGUACCGGAAGUGGUAAUGUUGGUGCAGCGGCCGUUGUAAACAACUUGAAUGUGUCCCGAUUUCGUAGCUUCGAUACACCGAUGAGUCAACGUUUGAAUUCAUGUGAUAGUGGUGCCAGAUCAGAUCUCUCUAACGAUGAGUUGGACAAUGAGGACGAUGAUGCCGGCUCCUCGGAAUUUCUCAACACCAACAGUUAUCAUCCGUCUACGUCGCCUUUUAAAUCGCAACGCCAGCGUUCGCUGACACCUGAUCGCAAUGAAUCACACAGUUCGUCGAGUAGUUUACGCAAACAGCGCUCACUAACACCCGAAUCACGUUCACUAACACCGGAAGAUCGUCGCCGUAAGGGAUCGCAGAUCUCGUUGAUGGGUUCGCGUCAAAAUUCCAGUUCACGUAGCAAUACCCUGGAACGUAAACAUGAAAAAGUGAAUAUUUCACGUAGCUCAUCGAGUUCAAGUUACAGUGGCCGGGAACAUGAUAAUCAUGGCAUUGGCGUUGGUGGAGGUAAUGGUCUGAAUGUUGUUGGUAGUGCGCAGUAUCGGAGAUCGGUUAGUCGCAAUGCCAAACAGGCGGAGGAACAUCGCAUUCGAAGAUCAAGAUCCCUCCAACUGACCGAACGUUCACCGAAUCGAGCUCACAAGAUGAUCGUUUGUGUUGGCCAGCCACAUGCCAAUUCGAAUCAGCCACCCAUUUAUCAACAGGCCAAUCUGCGCAAUAAUCAAAUGGCUUCGAUGGGGCCGACAAAUAAUUUUCCACCCACAAUACGAACUACCGGAAAAUCCCAAUCAAUUCUAUUGGGUCCGACAAAUGGAGGUGGUGCGAAAAUUGUGCGACAAAACGAUAUUGAUAAAAGUCGUUCAUUCGAUUUUGAUUAUUGCAAUUACAAUUCACAGACGAAUGCCAUGAAGGCCCAGCACAGCAAUAACUCGCUGCUAGGCAGUGCAGGGGUGUUAAAUCGCGAUGCUGCGAUGAGAUUGGAUUUUGAUAAAUCACGUUCCUUUGAUGAUGACUACAGGGAGGCGGUGGUGAGCAAUAAUAAUUUGAAUGCGGCGGCAAUGCGUUAUUUGCAGGCGGCCGCCGAGUCAUCGGAAAGGAAUCAUCAGCAGAGAAUGCGUCGAUCCUCACCAGUUGAGGGUGGCGGAGGAGGAAGUGGUGGAGGUUCUCGUAAUACACGAUCACCACAGUCGUCGGGAUCGUCUUGCAAUAAUUUGAGUGUGCCCCGGCAAACCACCAGUCCCCAGAAUUAUGGCACACGAUUGUGUGAUCAUGAAAUGACCUAUGACCUAAUGCGCAAGAGCUUGGAUCGUUCACCGAUUAUGGAAUUCCGUAGAGGUGAUAGUGCUGGCGGAGGCAGCAGUGGAGGUGGCGGCGGAGAUUAUGACAUGCCCAUUAUGCGCAAUCGCGAGACGAUUAAUUCGGGUGGCAAUUCGGAAUUGAAUUUUAUGAAUAACGAUGGUCGGAUCUAUGAACAUGUCAGCUCGAAUUCUUUGAAACAGCAACGGUCGCUGCGCAGAACCCAUAGUCCCAAUGAGUCACACUAUUCGCUGGAACGUGGAUCCCAUGAUCGUGGAUCAUCGAGGGAUGAGAUGACACCACCUGAUGCGCAGCCAGAUUAUCGCAACGAUUACAAUGAUAUGUAUCGGCGCACCCGAAGCACAAAUCGUGGAAGCGAUUCCCCAAAAUCUUCGCACUCAAAAACUCUGCAUAUUGCCAAAAACUCCAACUGCUCGCCAGCUGAAGACAGGCUUUGUUCGAAUGGGCCCAAAUCAUGUGGAUCGUGCCAAAGUCUACCCUAUGACAAACAACACGACUACUUGAAAUCAUUGACUCUCAAGAGAAACCACCUCAAUCGCCCAUUAUCACUUCAGAACAAUAAAAACCACACCUUGCCAUCCACUUCUACAAAUGGUCAUACGAAGCACCCUAAUAUAUCAACUGUUAAGGUCAAUGUAAACAAUAAUGAUACUGCCACAUUCUCAUCAUCUUGCACUGAAGAAAAAUCACCAGUUGGACCUUUUUCACCAGGCUCUGCACUAACAAAAACACGUUCCUCAAACAAUAUCUCUCAGUGGACAUUGCUGUGCAAAAAUGCCACAGCUUCAACUUUUUCGCUCUCAGCAACAUCUGCCGCAGCCAAAUCUCAAACAACUGUUUAUCACAAUGGCGGCGACAAUGAGAAUGGCUGCAGUGCAACACCAACUCCUCGUCAUACCCUUGUCAAUGUCAACUCGACCAUGAACUCAUCCCAACUGCGACCGCCAUCGUUAAUGUCCGGAACUAUGUUGACAGACACACCUCGUGUCAUUCCACUGGCUGCAACAUCUUUGGUGUUUUUAGGUGAUUGUGAAAUGUCAGUGACACCAAAACGGAACGACUUGGGUGAUGAAGUUGAUGGAGCAACCAGUGACAUUUCUGAGAAACUGCAGGAUAAUGUGGCAAUCGCUGGUAUGUGUGAUAAUGGUGCUGCCAACUUGAAAGUCGACAUUGGAACAAGCCACGAUCCUCAAUGUCCUUAA